CCUGUGGAUGGAACGGGAAUCCUUUUGGUGAAAUCGAGACAGGGUGGGAGCUUAGGGGUGGGGGUGCGCAGCUAGGAGUAGAACCUAGGAUUUGUUUUUGAAUGGACUAGGAGUAGAAGCUAGAAGAUGCUCCAUAGUCACGAGCAGACAGACCGUGCUUGAAGUCCUACAACUUGCGCUGAAUGUGAUGGUUUAGUCCUAGUAGAACUUGCAUUUUUACCCUACUCAGUCCUUGAACUUGCAUCAAAUGUGCAAAUUUGGCGCUGAUCAAUCACAGAGCAACAUGUGGACGCGUGGGUGCCGACCCGGUCGGCAUGUGGCAUUUUGCAAAGAGGCCCCUGCCUUUGGUUUGAAUCUGUCCGGCGUCGUGCCGCCCGAGCUCGCCCGGCUCAACCGGCUGAUCACGCUCAGGCUCGACUCCAACAGGUUCACCGGCGGGGUCGACGGCAUUGCCCUGCCGAGGCUGCAGGAUCUCAACAUGUCCAACAAUCUCUUGUCUGCGAGGAUUCCGGUGGGCGAUGGCGGGGUUUCCGGCCGAGGCAUUCGGCGGGGACACCGGCCUGUGCGGCGCGCCGCUCCCGCCGUGCAAGAGGAGAUGCGGAACGCGUCCCCGUGCCCUCCUGCCGCUACCAUGGCACUUCGCCCUCGUCGAACCUGCAGGAAGGCAAGGGGAAGAUGAGCCACGGGGUCGUAGCCGCAGUUGUAGCCGCGGACUUCGCCGUGGUCGGGCUCGUGGCCGCGCUGCUCUUCUGCUACUUCUGGCCGCGCCUCUCCGGGCGGCCCAGCGACAGGCGCCACCACGAGGGGGAGAAGAUCAUCUACUCCUCCAGCCCGUACGGCGCUGCCGGAGUGGUCACGGCGGCCGGUGGCACGUACGAGUGUGGAAAGAUGGUGUUUCUGGAGGACGCCGGUGGGAGGCGGUUCGAGCUGGAGGAGCUGCUGCGCGCGUCUGCGGAGAUGCUCGGCAAAGGCGGCUACGGCACGGCGUACAAGGCGGUGCUCGACGACGGCAGCGUCGUGGCCGUGAAGCGGUUGCGCGACGCGGCGCCCGCGGCGGCGUCGACCAAGAAGGACUUCGAGCGCCACAUGGUCGUGCUCGGCCACCUUCGCCACCCCAACGUCGUGCCGCUCAACGCCUACUACUACGCCCGCGACGAGAAGCUCCUCGUCUACAAGUUCAUGCCCAACGGCAGCCUCUUCUCCCUCCUCCACGGUAACCGAGGGCUGGACCGGACGCUGUUGGACUGGGCGGCGCGCAUGCGCAUCGCGGUGGGCGCCGCGCGCGGUCUCGCCUACAUCCACCACGCGAGCUGGCGCGGCGGGAUGACGCCCAAGCUGGUGCACGACAACUUCAAGAGCACCAACAUCCUGCUCGACGGGUCGGGCGAGGCCCGCCUCGCUGACUGCGGGCUGGCGCAGUUGGGCACGUCGUCGCCGGCGGCGAGCUCGACGGGGUACCAUGCGCUCGAGGCGCCGGCGCCGGCGUCCCGGCCGUGGGCGUCGCAGAAGGGCGACGUGUACGCGCUCGGGGUGGUGCUGCUGGAGCUGCUGAUGGGGUGGUGCCCGGGCAGCGAGCUGCCCAAUGGCGGCGUGGUGGCGGAGCUGCCGCGGUGGGUGCAGUCGGUGGUGCGGGAGGAGUGGACGUCGGAGGUGUUCGACCUGGAGCUGAUGAAGGACAAGGGCAUCGAGGAGGAGAUGGUGGCCAGCUCGGGCGGCACGACGCCGGACAGAUUCAAACCAAAGGCAGGGGCCUCUUUGUAAAAUGUCGUGCGCUGACCGGGUCGGCACUCACACAUCCACAUGUUGCUCUGUGAUUGGUCAGCAUCAAAUUUGCCCAUUUGAUGCAAGUUCAAGGACUCGAUAGGGUCAAUAUGCAAGUUCUAGGACAAAACCAUCACAUUCAGUGCAAGUUGUAGGACUCCCGAUGCUUUUAACUCUUAUUUGAAUAUGACCCAGUUUUUU
Triticum aestivum (bread wheat) is the source of this 1962-nucleotide messenger RNA. Its product is annotated as probable leucine-rich repeat receptor-like protein kinase At1g68400. The coding region runs from base 676 to 1761 and encodes 361 amino acids. Lineage: Eukaryota; Viridiplantae; Streptophyta; Magnoliopsida; Poales; Poaceae. Gene Ontology annotation, molecular function: protein kinase activity; ATP binding. The record is from RefSeq and is a predicted model, not a curated record. Gene Ontology annotation, biological process: protein phosphorylation. The transcript has 2 exons.